UAACAUGAGAAUUUUUUAAAAAGAUUUGAGUAUAAACAAAGAUUUAUCUGUUAGAAAAGAGUCAAAAGACUAUAUCAAAUAAGAGUUUGGAUAAGGACCGGAAAUGGUCUAACAAAGCCAACCCAAGCUGGGCCCGUGGACCGUGACGAAUGGCUUGUGGAAGUUUACUGUUCACAAUAACUUGUGAAAAAUCUCUCCCACCCUCACCUCCUCUUUGGCGCUCUUUCUCUCUCACGCACACAGCUUCAGCAAUGGUGUUUGGGAGUUCUGUAAUGACUUAAACACUUCAAACCCUUAAAUUCCACUCUCAAUCUCCUACAGUGAGUACGCUCCUCUUCUUUCUAUACGGACAUAUGUAUUGUGGGUGUGGGUGUGUAUAUUCAUACAUUUGACUAUUGUAUGUAUUUUAUGAUCCUUACUUGUGCGUUUUGAUUGCAAAUGUUUGUUUUUAUGGCGAAUUUCAGAUACCCAAUCAACUAUAAUGACUACUUCAUUAAAUUUUAGUUAUCAAUUUUGUCCGUAAUAUAAUGUAUUCCAUGCUCUUCUUUUCUAUUUUCUCUUGGAAUUUUUGAGCUAUUUUCAUAAGGUGGUUUUGCUAAAUUCUAUUUCUGAGUGUUAUUUUCUGCAACUUAUUAUGCAAUAUUUUUCACUUGUGCUCUUUUCCUUUCAGUUGCAAAUUAAGUUCUCUGUUUUUUUGAGUUGCCUUAGUUUUUUAAACAAAUUGAAAGUUAUCUUCAAUGUUAUGCUCAGUUUCCUUCUAGGUAAUUUAAAUUAACCAUUCUUUUAUUUGUUACCCCUCCCAUCACUUACAAUUAUUUGGGGAUUAAACUGGUUAACAGCUCUUAUGAUUCUUUUUUGAAAUUUUCCUCUUCAUUGGGGUGGAGGGAAGCAGUGAGGUUUUCUUAAAAUUUGUUUACAUUUCCAUUACUUGUACAUUGCAGCAUUAGAAAGUGACUAAUGAAUUCUUGGAUUUAGGGAUAAAUCGGAAUUUAUUGUUUUGGUGCUAAAUAUUGUGUUUCCAGGAAUGAGUUGUGGCUGCCUUCCUUCCCAGUUUGUUACUACAGUUUUCUUGCGUAGUGAAGGAAGGAGUUUAUCUCGUCAAUUGGAAUUUUCAAAAGGUAUCGGUUCACGUGAUUCUUUGAAGUUUGGAGGUGAUAAACUUCAGUUGAAGUUUAAUUAUCCAUCACAGAAUUCGCUUCAGCCCCAUGCCUUGUUCAUCAGAUGUGAUCAUCCUCAAAAUGCCGAUUUGCCUCGUUACUAUUCGAAGAAGGAGAAGAAGCCCUUCCCAAUCCCCAUAUUGGAGCUACGACGAGCUGCCCGGGAGAGGCUGAAGAACAGGAAACGUCAACCUCAAAGACCAGCCCCUCCUCCGAAAAAAGGAUUGGUGGUUAAAAGCCUAGUUCCUCUUGCAUACAAUGUGUUGAAUUCAAGAAUCACAUUGAUCAACAAUCUCAAGAAGCUGAUGAAAGUGGUGCCUGUUCUUGCCUGCAAAUGGUGUAAUGAAAUCCAUGUGGGAUCUGUCGGGCAUCCCUUCAAGUCAUGUAGAGGUCAAGGAGCUUCAAUCCGUAAGGGAUUUCAUGAGUGGGCAGAUGCAGUUGUGGAAGACAUAUUAGUGCCACUUGAAGCCUACCACCUCUUUGAUCGUUUGGGAAAGCGUAUUACACAUGAGGAGAGGUUUUCAAUCCCUCGUAUUCCAGCAGUAGUUGAGCUCUGCAUCCAAGCAGGGGUUGAUCUACCUGAAUACCCCACAAAAAGAAGAAGAAAGCCAAUUAUCCGGAUUGGAAAAAGCGAAUUUGUUGAUGCAGAUGAAAGUGAACUACCUGACCCCGAACCUGAAACUCUGGAAAUGCCAGUAUUAAUUGAGAUACCCAAUGCAGAAAUACUACCCCCAUCCAAUGGAGAAGAAAGGGUAUUGCUUGCUGAGGAAACACUUCAAGCAUGGGAAAAGAUGAGGGGAGGAGUCAAGAGGUUAAUGAAGAUGUACCCAGUGAGGGUUUGUGGGUAUUGUCCAGAGGUCCACAUUGGUCCUACUGGACACAAGGCGCAGAACUGUGGAGCCCACAAACACCAGCAACGGAAUGGACAACAUGGAUGGCAGGCGGCAGUACUUGAUGACUUGAUACCACCAAGAUAUGUGUGGCAUGUUCCUGAUGGGGAUGGGCAACUCUUGCAAAGGGAACUAAGGAACUUCUAUGGUCAGGCCCCUGCAGUGGUUGAAAUGUGUGUGCAAGGUGGUGCUUCUGUGCCUGAGCUGUACAAGCCAACAAUGAGGUUGGAUGUAGGGAUUCCCACAGAUGUUAGAGAAGCUGAAAUGGUGGUUUGA
Molecule: messenger RNA, 2323 nt
Organism: Ilex paraguariensis (yerba mate)
Lineage: Eukaryota; Viridiplantae; Streptophyta; Magnoliopsida; Aquifoliales; Aquifoliaceae
Source: the annotation of a GenBank genome assembly